This is a messenger RNA of Rhincodon typus (whale shark), 2075 nucleotides long. Its product is annotated as succinate--CoA ligase [ADP-forming] subunit beta, mitochondrial-like. Gene Ontology annotation, cellular component: succinate-CoA ligase complex; mitochondrion. Bases 153 to 1163 code for a protein of 336 amino acids. The record is from RefSeq and is a predicted model, not a curated record. Gene Ontology annotation, biological process: succinyl-CoA metabolic process; tricarboxylic acid cycle. The transcript has 8 exons. Gene Ontology annotation, molecular function: succinate-CoA ligase (ADP-forming) activity. NCBI's taxonomy places the organism in Eukaryota, Metazoa, Chordata, Chondrichthyes, Orectolobiformes, Rhincodontidae.
CUUUAUUUCUGCUGUCCAGCAUCAAACCUGUCCCUACCGGGCACCAUAACAAGUUGUCACGGUCGUCGAGUCCCCCAGGCUCGGGUCCUGAUUGGUUGAUUUGCGGUCCCCUGGGCCACGCCUGCGCAUUCCCGAUACCGGAGAAGGAGUGGAUGAUGGCGGCGCUGAGGUGCUGCUUGUUUGCGGCUCGGCGAGGCUGUUGCUGUGGCUUUAGGGUCUGUCGCCCCUGCGGCGGGGACACGGUGUUUGGCAUGGCUUCUGGCUUGCUUUCAGUCCAUGGUAUACAAAACAUUCAGCGACAGCAGAGGAACCUUUCCUUGCAUGAAUACAUAAGUAUUGGAUUGCUAAAGAAUGCCGGCAUCUCUGUACCUAAUGGGAAAGCUGUUUCGACACCAGAUGAAGCAUAUUUUGCCGCCAAAGCAAUUGGUAUGAUGCUUGCACAGAAAAUGGGAUUUCCCGAUAAUGUGAUAGAAGAUGCAGCAGACAAUAUGAUCAAAUUAUACGAGCUGUUUAUCAAAUAUGAUGCCAGUAUGGUUGAGAUUAAUCCCAUGGUGGAAGAUGCCUCUGGGAUCGUGAUGUGCAUGGAUGCAAAGAUCAACUUUGAUUCUAAUGCUGCCUAUCGACAGAAGGAUAUUUUUGCCCAGCAGGAUUGGAGUCAAGAAGAUGAACAAGACAAGCAAGCAGCUGAGUUCAAUCUCAAUUACAUUGGAUUGGAUGGAAACAUUGGUUGUUUGGUCAAUGGUGCAGGGCUAGCUAUGGCUACAAUGGAUAUCAUAAAGCUUCAUGGAGGUAGCCCUGCCAACUUUCUCGAUGUAGGUGGUGGAGCAACAACUCAUCAAGUAAAAGAAGCCUUUAAACUUAUAACCUCAAACAGAAAUGUACUUGCUGUUCUGGUAAAUAUAUUUGGUGGCAUCAUGCGCUGCGAUGUAAUUGCUAAAGGUAUUAUUCUGGCUGUGGAGAACUUGGAUUUGAAGAUUCCAAUAGUUGUGAGAUUGCAAGGUUCUAAAGUUGAUGAUGCUAAAGCACUGAUUGCUGCCAGUAGUCUCAAGAUCCUCGGUUGUGAUGACUUGGACGAAGCUGCAAAAAUGGUUGUAAAACUUUCAGAAAUUGUGUCACUGGCAAAGGAAGCUCAGGUGAAUGUCAAUUUCCAGCUGCCAAUUUGAGACAUGCGUUGAAGAAAUAAUUUCGUUUCAUAUUCGCAAUUGCGGUAUACUCUUAAAAUGGUUUUUUGCUCUUCCUUUCUCUUUUUGAGGAGGCUAUAUUACUCAUGUUACAAUACUACACAAAAUGUAAUGUUGACUUGUUAGCAUGGCGUUCAUAGAUAUUUUGUUAAAUGUUACAUCUCCAAAUAUUCAGGAAGAGGCAGGGUUUGGAUGUAAUCCAGUUUAUUUUUUAAUAUCACCUAUCAGUUAUUUAAUGUUUGAAUGUAUGUUAACUGGCUGUUUAAAUCGCAUUGAGCACUGAUGUGUUGGUAGAUCCUGCAACAUAUUGAGUGACUGAGCACUUAAUUUCAAUUGGUCUGAUAAUUUUUGUAACCUAGCUUUCAACAAAGAACUUUGUACUUUUCAGUUUGUUGCACCAUUAAGUAUGUCUAUGCUCUCAUUUGAAAAGCACUGGAUGUUUUAUGGGAAUGCAUUUUUGGACCAGUUGCUAAUUCAUUAGUUACUACAUUGGAAUGGUCAAUCCUCUAACCUUUGCGCAUUCCUCCACUGCAACACGCAUCUCAACACAAGUGAAUCUAUUAUUCAUAAAUGCAUAACCAAGUCACUCCAUUUCCAUAAAGCAAUGAAUUCAAACUUGUGAAGUAAUGAAUGAGUUAAUCAUAUUGAUUGGAGGGAACACAGUCUUUUCUACAACAGAAAGUUUUGUUCAGAGGUGUUUGCUGCUAUAUUUUAUUUGACAUGGUAAACCACAAAUCAAAAAUUAGCUCAUUAAAAGAAACACGCACAUUAAAUUCCACCCUUGCAUAUGCAGCAAGGUGAUUCUGUAAUAUGUUUAAGCCUUAUAGGCUGUAGUUGAAACAUUUAAAUAUGUAUAUUGAAAAUCUUGUUAUUGUAGUCAAUAAUAAAAUAUAC